UGUUGUUCUUUGCAAGCAAGAUGGCGGCUAUUCACGCUUCGCGGUCCUUUCACGACACUUACGAUCUUAAAGAAGAACUAGGAAAAGGUGCGUUCAGCAUAGUUCGUAGAUGUAUCAAUAAAGAAAGUCGCGUCGAAUAUGCGGCUAAAAUUAUUAAUACCAGAAAGCUGUCGAGCAGAGACCUACAGAAGCUGGACCGUGAAGCCCGAAUCUGUCGUCUACUAAAACACCCAAACAUUGUUAGGCUCCAUGCAAGCAUAGCUGAAGAGGGUUAUCAUUACUUGGUAUUUGAUUUAGUGACAGGUGGUGAAUUGUUUGAGGACAUUGUUGCMAGAGAGUACUAUAGUGAGGCUGAUGCAAGCCACUGUAUUCAACAAAUUUUAGAAAGCGUCCAACAUUGUCAUGCAAACAAUGUAGUCCACAGAGAUUUAAAGCCAGAAAAUUUACUUCUUGCCAGCAAGGAAAAGGGUGCCAUUGUUAAACUAGCUGAUUUUGGCCUUGCAAUUGAAGUAGAAAGCGAAAAGCAUGGGUGGUAUGGUUUUGCUGGUACACCAGGUUAUUUAUCUCCUGAAGUAUUAAAGAGAGAGCCUUAUGGAAGAAACGUUGAUCUAUGGGCUUGUGGUGUAAUUCUCUACAUUCUAUUGGUUGGUUACCCGCCAUUUUGGGAUGAAGAUCAACACAAGCUAUACGCCCAAAUCAAGGCUGGCGCUUAUGAUUAUCCAUCUCCUGAAUGGGAUACUGUCACAGAUGAAGCUAAGGACUUGAUAAAUAGUAUGCUGACUGUAGACCAAACUAAACGAAUCCAAGCACAUGAAGCUCUCAGACAUCCAUGGAUUGUGAACCGUGAACGGGUUGCGUCGAAAGUUCACCGUCAAGAGACGCUUGACGGAUUGAAGAAGUUCAACGCAAGAAGAAAACUAAAGGGUGCUAUUCUGACCACGAUUUUGGCGACAACCAACUUCAGUUCAGUCAGUCAUGGAGUACACAGAAAUCCAUCAGAUAAAGUGAAGGUUAAAAGCAACAAACUUGGAAUGGUAGUAGAAACAUUACGACCGAUGGUCAAAGCGAAAAAGGAUUCAGACGAUGACCUCAUCGCUCAUUCAGAAGAUGAUGAAGCAACAGAUUCAAAUCUAAAAGCAUCUCGUGAACAAGAAAUCAUCAGACUUACUCAGAAGCUCAUAACAAGUGUUACAACGGGUGACUUUGAAACAUACAGUAAACUUGUAGAUCCUCACGUGACAGCAUUUGAGCCAGUUUCAAAUGGAAACUUAGUGGAAGGUCUAGAAUUUCAUAAAUUCUACUUUGAUAAUUUGCUAAGCAAAAGAUCAGCUCCUAUCAAUACCACCAUCUUAUCUCCCCAUGUUCAUCUACUUAGCGAGGAGUCAGCGUGUAUCUGUUAUAUGAGACUCACACAGACAAUCAACAGCAGUGGUGUCCCUGAGACAACUCAAAAAGAGGAGACGAGAGUAUGGCAGAAGAGAGGGUCAACAUGGGUUAAUGUUCACUUGCAUAUCUCUCAAGCAACAAGAAGUGUCACAAGUUAAGGUGACAAUCAUUCAAAAGUAGAAAUUUUAUUGGAGAAUUUCACACCAUCGUGAAAAUGCUGUUAUUAUUUGAUGUCCUAACGAACAAACAGCCAACACGUGACAUGACGUCUACAAGUUAAAGUGGUUGUGCACGGCCUCCAUUGUUGUCAUGGUAACACAAGAAUAUAUUAUAAGCACGUGUAGUCAAGUGUUGAUGAGUGACUGGAUUCCUUAGAUGUACAUACUUAAUUAAUUCAAUUCAAGAUUGACAGCUAUGUAUCAAUGUCAUUGUAUUAGUUAUAUAAAUAUUGUUUCCAUCUUAUUUAAAACGGUGGUACAUUUUAUUUUAGGAUAUUUCAAUGUAAAUCAUCUUUUUAAACAUCCAUCAUGGAUCUUAACUUUAUUUACAAUCAUCAAAGUCACGUGAKUUUGUCACGUGGUAUCACGAUAGGCGUGGCCAACACGUGGUAUAUUUGAAUAUUUCAUUGUAAAUCAUCUUUUUUAAACAUCCAUCAUGGAUCUUAACUUUAUUUACAAUCACUGAAGUCACGUGAGGAUAUAUCAUGAUAGGCGUGGUCAACACGUGGUGUCACGUGAAAGCGUUGUGUGACUAUAUAUGUAACAUUGGAAAACUAUUCUAUAAGGUAUAUCAAGUCUUAAAGUGCACAUCAAGUGGUAUCGCCUGUUAAACAGGCUGUGAAUGUAUAUGAUUUCUUACAUUUCACUACACCAUAUUCGGCGGUAUUUAUAUCAGCUUGUCUUAAGUUAAAUGUACGGGUAUACUAUCUGCGACGAUGGCAGUUGGAUGGUAGCAGACUGCAGAGAGAGUUGUGGUUUUAAAAAAGCCUAGGUGUCCUCGCUCUUGUCGCGUACAUAGCCAUGCUAAAGUCCCUAUUAGAUAGCCGAUUUGCGAAUUUUGCUCCAGUUGUCAAUCACAAAAGAAUCAAGACGAGUCGCCGUGCGUAAAGCUUAUUCAAUCGUGAAAAAUUAUUGUCUUUCCACGAAUGACUGAGGUUAAUGCACGGCGCCUCUUCUUGAUCCCUUUGUGUGCGACUACUGAGGCAAAAUUCGCAAGUCGGCUAUUCACUUGACAGUUACUAUGUAAAACGGAUAGAAUUAUAAAAGUCGUCUUUUUGCUGUCCUCCAGCAGUAUUUUGACAUUCUAAAGCCAAGCCCACGGCACCAGSCUUCACUAUAUGCUACAAAGCCAUAAACUAAAACAAUUUUUUUCGACUUUCUCCACCUCAAGGAAUAUUUGAGGCAUCGCAGGAAGGAACUUUCGCUAACUUUAAGAUACUACUAUGACGUCACACGACGUAUCACGACACGUGACUAACCUCCAAGGACUAGAGUUGUAGAAUAUAAAAUGAGAUAUUUAAUGACCACUCAAGGUCUACUAAUUAUCAUUUACUAACUUAGCAAUUAUAGAAUUUCUUUUCUCAUAAAUACAAGUGAUAAAAUUAUUUGUUUUUGAUAUUCCAUGAAAUGAAAUGGUCUAGUUAGUCAAAUGUAUUUUCAAUCGUAAUCUAAUACUCAAAAUUGAAUAUAACUUUACCAUAUAUGGCGUAUACACGAAACGACUCAUUAUAACGAGGCAAUAUUAUUGUAACCUUGGAUACAUCUAGGACUGACAUAACGUAUCCAUGGUAACGUUUAAGAUGUUUAUCUCGCGCUUGAAUAGGUUAGCAGAGCAGUGCUUUAUGUGUCAUGUGCAUAAUGCGCAUGUGUAAAAUAGGAGUACAGCUGUGCAUAACAUGAGCCUCGAAGAAUGCGUCAUUUUGUGAAGUUUUGAAUUCAUCUAUUUAAUAAUAUUCUAAAAUGCUAUAUCUUCAAGUCAAUUGAAUUCUUCUGUAACAAUCAAAUAAUUAUUAGUAGCUAAUAAAUUACUGUUACAAGCA
Molecule: messenger RNA, 3424 nt
Organism: Exaiptasia diaphana
Lineage: Eukaryota; Metazoa; Cnidaria; Anthozoa; Actiniaria; Aiptasiidae
Product: calcium/calmodulin-dependent protein kinase type II alpha chain
Exons: 20
Coding region: 21-1544 (507 amino acids)
Biological process (GO): protein phosphorylation
Cellular component (GO): cytoplasm; neuron projection
Molecular function (GO): ATP binding; calmodulin binding; calcium/calmodulin-dependent protein kinase activity
Source: RefSeq, a predicted model, not a curated record